This is a messenger RNA of Beta vulgaris subsp. vulgaris (sugar beet), 2731 nucleotides long. RefSeq lists its product as uncharacterized. The transcript has 20 exons. The record is from RefSeq and is a predicted model, not a curated record. NCBI's taxonomy places the organism in Eukaryota, Viridiplantae, Streptophyta, Magnoliopsida, Caryophyllales, Amaranthaceae. Bases 167 to 2587 code for a protein of 806 amino acids.
GCACCCGCCACCAUGUAGACCAUGCUCCUACGAGCACAAUAGAGUUCCUUUAGAACCUCAACUCCCAACUCAUAAGCAAAUUCCUUUAGAACCUCUUGAACCUCUAAAACCUCUCAUACGCAAAUUCGUCACUCAUACGCAAAUUGCAGAAGCUCGAAUUGCAGAUAUGUUGCAAUGGAUGGGAGGUUCAAGACGGAAGGUUACAACUUCUAGGAAGUCAACCCAAAAGAGGCAAAAGCAAUACUUUGAUCAAAGGAAACAACAGCAAUGGCAGCAAGACGCUGCAUUUAUAGAGAAUAAUGUUGACGGUUCAGUCACAUGUGAUCAACCAAAGAGAAACCGGUCGCUGGAUAUCUUGAGUCUUCUCAACGUUUCAAAUGUUGUAGAAGAAUGCAAGCCCUUACAUGAGAGUUCUUCAAGUACAACCAACAAAGCCACUUGUGGGACCUCUGCUGAAGAUGUGGACUCAAAAGGUCACAUGAGGAAGUCGAGCAGCCAUGCCUUUUCAGUGAGCUACCAUACCUCUACCAGUAGUCCAAUUUUGAUGACAAAUGAACAGACUGCAUCAGAGAGUACUGUGCCUUCUGGUUCAAGGGUCCCAUCAUUACAACAAAUGGGAAGAUUGUCCUCAAAACAGUCCGUAGUUCAUUGCACUGGGGAAGAUACUUUAAACAGAAAAAGUAUGGAGGCAGACCACUUAGAGAGUGCUUCCUCAUUCCAACCCUCCAUCUUUGAUAUAAUUGGUGAUGCUGGAGCAGUUGGUACCUCAGAAGGAGAACAAGUACAGGAAGCUCAUGUCGCAUUUUCCAUUGAAGGCUUAGGUAAAGUAGGGACAAAAACACCUAUGCAGUCGCCUCAGCAUCCUGGAAGUCUACUGAAUGGAAAACCGUCCUCAUUUACAAGGGCUGCUAAAACUUAUAACUCUUGCAAAAUCUUCAAUACAAUGCUGGAUGAAGUUGAAAUGGAAGUGGAAUGCUUGAUGCAGGAUGAUGAAAAACCAUCUCGUCAUAAUCGCCUAUCAGGAGACAUACUUUAUCCAUCUAGUAGUACAGAGCAUGAUUUAUCAACAUUCAAAGAUGGCAUGCAACUUGACAGAAAGCAAUGGGAGAUGAGCUCUUUUUAUGAUGAAGAUAGACUUGAUAAAAUCUGGGAUGGUAUAGGUAGCUCUCCUUGUUCGAACGACUAUCAGGUUGAUGAGAAAUGUGGAAUGACUUGUGAUGAGUAUGAUGCUACUAAUAACUAUUCUACCUGGAUAAAAGAUACAUCAAAUUAUAAGUUUGAGAGGUGUCUCUCACAGUCACUGCCGAGAUGGCCAGAGAAAAUUCCUGAUAGUUUUUACAAUUUAGAUAGAGAUUGCCAUCUGCCAUCAUUUGAUGAACCCAAAUACCCUUCGUUUCUACACAACUAUAGUCAACAAGACCGCUUCUCGCUUAAGAAACUGGACGACACAAGGACUAACUUGACCUCAUUUAGUGGAGAAUCUUACUCAUCCGCUGCAGUGGGGAGUGCAAGGACUGCUGAUAUGCCAUCUGCAAGACAAAGAUUGAGAUAUGGCAAAGAUCUGAACAUGCUAUCAAAGUCAAAUGAAAAAGAGGAUUAUGAAGGUGGAAUGUGGAACACAAUGCCCCCCACGUUGAGACGAGGACAGAAAUACAAGUUGUCUAGGAAACAUACGAGAUCUGGUUCAUCACACUUGAAAUCUGCUGUAUCUUUACAGGCUGCUGUCAAUGAAUAUGAUGGCUAUUGCCUGUUUGAAGAAGAGUCCCCAUUGCACAAAAUGAAUUCACAUUCCGGGUCUUUCUUCUCACCAUUUGAGGAAAAUCAACAUAUGAGGAGACAAGGUUCCUUUGGCCCUAAUACAAAAGCUAAUUUUCAUAGAUCUAAAUGCUCUUUUGAGAGUUCUGAGAAAGAUACUUUUCAUGAGUUUUCAUCAGAAAAUUUUGCAUUCCACCAACCAUUCUGUUCAAAACAAUCUUGUAAUAACUCUUUUAUCGCGAAAACUGAUUAUGGGGAAAACUCACCGGGUGCAUGUGACUUUGAAAUCCAUGUUCCGUCCUCGAACUCUUCUGAAGUAUUUGGAGACACUGAAUCUGCAUUUUCAGCUCCAGAAUUGUCAGCACAGGGAAGUGUUACUGAGGAAGGGGGAGAUACGACGAAGAACCAGCCACCAUGUCCUGAAAAACUCAUCCAAGUUUCUACUGAAUACAAGUAUACGGCACCGGAAAGCAGGUUGCCUACUCGAGAAGCAAGUUCAAAGGACUAUGAUAGAUCUGAAGAUGGUCUCUCUCAAGAAGUAAUCGCACAUGCUUCAGAAACAGAUGCAGAUAAUGAGCUGAACUCUCCUACUAAAGAGACGAACGGCAAUAUACCAGUUCUGUGUGAACAGAAGGUCAAAGUGUGUUUGAAUACUGAUGGUUAUUUUGAGGGAGACAACGAUGCUUUUGGUAACAAUCUAAAAGGACCUGAACCAAAGCCCUUGCUGAUUGAUCCAUGUUACCAACUUAUGACAGUUGAAAGGUAUGUUUUGAAACUUUUCGGUGUGCCAAAGGGAAAAGCUGCUGUCUGGAAUGCUGUGAAGCUCUUCUGAUGUAUAUGUACAUUGUAGACACUUGGUUUAAUGCAUUAGAUUUCUAAUCAUGUCUUCCCUGUCGAACUCAACUCAUUGAUAUGUAAUACUGUGAAAACUGAAAACUAUUGAUGAGUGAUGACAAUAUGACGUUAUUGUGUGAAA